AGGGGUCGGCGCCGAUCGUACCAAGUGCCAGGGGAGGGGGAGGAGGAUGCUGAUCGCGCUCGGUCGCCGAGGAGACAGAUAGAAGACCGGCCGUAGCCGCUGCCAGUCCCCCGCCUGACGGCUCUGCUGCCCCGGGCUCACCGUACGCCCUCUCAUCACCUCCACAGCCGGGAGCGGAGCGGACAGUGACUGGUAACGGGACUCACCGGACACUGACACCGGGGACCGGAGCGAACACAUGAUGAAUUACCUGCGGCGCCGCCUAUCGGACAGUAACUUCAUGGCCAACCUGCCCAACGGGUACAUGAGUGACCUGCAGCGGCCGGAGACCCCCGCACCGCCCGCCGCCUCCCCGGGACCCCCGGCCGUGUCCCCGGAGCCCAGCACCGGCGGCGGUGGCGGCGGCGGUGGCGGCUUCUUCUCCUCCCUCUCCAACGCGGUGAAACAGACCACGGCCGCCCUCAGCGAGCAGGUGUCCACGGCGGCCGGAGGGGUGUCCGGGGCGUCGGCCAGGGGGGCCAAGGUGCUGCUGGUCGUUGAUGAGCCGCAUACGGACUGGGUGAAGAUUUUCAAAGGGAAGAAAAUCAGCGGAGAGUUUGACAUCAAGGUGGAACAAGCCGAGUUCUGUGACCUGAACCUGGUGGCACAUAGUAACGGGACCUUCUCUGUGGAUCUGGAGGUCAUGAGAAACGGUGUAAAAGUCGUGAGGUCACUGAAGCCGGACUUUGUGCUGAUUCGCCAGCACGCCUUCAGCAUGGCACGGAACGGAGACUUCCGCAGCCUGGUGAUAGGGCUGCAGUACGCCGGAGUCCCCAGCCUGAACUCCCUGCACUCGGUGUAUAACUUCUGCGACAAGCCCUGGGUGUUCUCUCAGCUGGUCCGUCUGCAGAAGAAGCUAGGGCCUGAGGAUUUCCCUCUGAUCGAGCAAACGUAUUACCCCAACCACAAAGAGAUGCUGACUGCGUCUAAGUUUCCGGUGGUCAUCAAGAUGGGACACGCUCAUUCAGGGAUGGGAAAGGUGAAGGUGGACAAUCAGUAUGACUUCCAGGAUAUCGCCAGUGUGGUGGCUCUCACCAAAACCUACGCCACGUCAGAGCCAUUCAUCGACGCCAAGUACGAUGUCCGUAUCCAGAAGAUCGGGAACAACUACAAAGCCUACAUGAGAACCUCCAUCUCCGGGAACUGGAAGACCAACACGGGAUCGGCCAUGCUGGAGCAGAUUGCGGUGUCAGACAGAUACAAGCUGUGGGUGGACACAUGCUCUGAAAUAUUCGGUGGUCUGGAUAUCUGCGCUGUGGAAGCUCUGCAUGGAAAAGAUGGGAAAGAUCACGUUAUAGAGUUGGUGGGCUCCUCAAUGCCAUUAAUCGGAGACCAGCAAGAAGAAGACCGGCUGCUGAUCGCAGAUCUGGUGGUCAGUAAGAUGGCACUGACUCUUCAGUGCAGCUCAUCGCCCAGCCGCUCCAUCCACGGGCCUCAGCCACAGGCUCAACCCGUUCACUCGCGAUCUGCUACUCCCAUUCAGCAACAGAGACCUCCCCCUCAAGGAGGACCACCGGCAGCCCAGGUUCCUCAGAGACAAGGGCCUCCCUCCCAACCAAGGCCACCACCACAAGGACAACAGCUUCAGGGUUUAGGGCCUCAGCCUUCGCAGCAUCCAGCAAAUCUACCCAGCCCUGGGGCACAACAAAGGCAAAUUGCCCCUCAGCAGCAGCCUUCGCCCCAGCAGAUUAGGUCCCAACAAGCUUCACCCCGCCAAUCUCAGUCCCCUCAAAGGCAGCCAAGCCCUCAAGGCUCACAGUCUCCCCAACGCCAGCAGCAGGCACCUCCCAUGCCAGCAGGUCCCAAGCCAAUGGGUGUCCAACCCCCUCAGCCUCGGCCACCUGGCCCUGUUAGGCAACCAGUUCCUACAGGGCCCCAGCAGAAGCCACCACCACCAGUCCAUCAACAACAGCACGGCAUCCGUCAACCAGGACAGCAACCACCACUGCAGCAACGGCAGUCGGCUCCCGGCGGUCCCCAGCAACAGCCGCCCCAGCAGCAGCAGCACCAACCGCCACAGCGACCCAUGACCCAGCAGCCCAGGCCUAACCCUCAAGCACCUGGGCAGGGUCCAUCACGUCCCGGUGGGCCCCAAAAGCCUCAGCUGGCUCAGAAGCCGGGCCCAGAGCUGCCCCCACCCCAGCCGCAGCUGAAUAAGUCCCAAUCCCUCACCAACUCCUUCACCCUUGCAGACUCGCCAGCUCCACGUUCCAGUCUUAGUCACGAUGAGGUGAAAGCUGAAACCAUCCGCAACCUGAGGAAGUCCUUCGCCAGUCUCUUCUCAGACUGAAGGGAUCUUUCGGGAGUCAUUUUAAUCCCUCCGACACCACGUCACACCUCUCCCAACCCAACAUUGCGGCUUUGUGUCUAAAAUCCCGCUCCCUUCACCUGUUUGCACGGCUUAAUCUUCUCCUGAAAAAAAAAGGCCAAUGAAGAGGUAGAUAUGGAGAGAAGACAAAUCAUAAAAUCAUGGGAGGAAGAGAGAACUCUAGAGGCUAUAUACCAUAUAUAAAUAAUUUAUACAUAUAUAUUCUGGGAUACCAGAGCGGAGAGCUCUGAUGGCGGUAGUAUCCUUAAGGCCUUUUUAGAUAGUCAAGGACAAAAAAAAGCAAAUGGCAGGAGGACAACCACGCAGGGGAACCCGUCCUAUCGGGGAUCCUCGUUAGGACCUGUGACCACAAGUCCUACGUGUGGCAGUCUUCUGCAUGUGUGUGUAUAUAUAUAUGUAUACAAAUAUAUAUUCAUGGAUAUUAAUAUAUUAGACCCUGCAACAGUAAAGUUAAGUUAAUUUUGUACGUUUGUCUGAUCUCUCGACCGUCACUUCUGCGCUUCUCCUCCCAGCCUGCUCUCACUAUCUAUCCCUCCUGGUUCCCAUCUUCCGCUACGCUCCUGUGCUGUGUGUUGCGCUGUUCCCCGGCUGUGAUACAGUUCCCAGAUAUUUUGUUGACAUCCGAAUGUAAAGCCACAGCUUUUGUCUCCAAUUCUGUCUUUAUUUCCACCCCCCACUCCCCUUCAUGAGCCUGGCUGAUCCCGCUCCUAACCCUGCUUUCUCCCGCUUUGUGUUUCCACUCAUUCCAGGUCUUAUUUUGUGUGACAGUAACACUAUUGUAACGUGUGUAACUUAAGCUUGCUGUGGGUACUGUCGUGAUAUGAUUGUUAGUGAGCAAAAAACCAUGAUCUUAGUAUUCAGAGUAAUAUAUUAUGAUUAUAUUAAAGAACUUAUUCUAUUUACCUGCACAGAGCAGGCGCCAUCAGAAGUGUGCGUAACGUUUGUCAGCGUUUGUGUGAAAAUGUGAACCCCAAAGGGGGGCAAGAAAAUGUGAUGUGUCCUAAUUAAACAAUUCUGAAAGCAA
Messenger RNA from Pseudophryne corroboree (corroboree frog), 3392 nucleotides. RefSeq names its product synapsin I (gene SYN1). The record is from RefSeq and is a predicted model, not a curated record. The transcript has 13 exons. Gene Ontology annotation, biological process: neurotransmitter secretion. Gene Ontology annotation, cellular component: synaptic vesicle; synaptic vesicle membrane. Lineage: Eukaryota; Metazoa; Chordata; Amphibia; Anura; Myobatrachidae. Gene Ontology annotation, molecular function: ATP binding. Bases 239 to 2329 code for a protein of 696 amino acids.